UGUUUAGUAAUGUCCGCUGGUGGCGGGUGUACGUGAAUAAGCGUGAUUACAUUUUUUACGAUUUUUAUUUAUUUUAUAAAAGCUGUAAAAAAUAUUUUAAUCGUGAAGAACUAAAUUUUUUUUGAGUCUUUUUUAUUUCUUUGAGUGUUGUGUAGUGGCGUAAAUUGGAUGGUAACGAUUUAAACAGGCGAUGCCGACAAUAGGCUCACCCCGAAUGGAUCGAUAUCGGUGACUUCGAGCUUGCUGUUAAUUUGCUACGCCGUAAGGGGUGGUAGAAGAUGGAGAAAUCAGCACGACCACGAACGGCUCUCAAUGAGUGUGUUAAGGUGGUGGUGCGAUGCAGACCUCUCUCGGAAAAGGAGAAGAAUGAGGGUUACGACGAGGUGAGGAAGAUCCGGCCGGAACAGAAAUGGUACGAGCGUCUGUCCACGAAGCCGACUCCGGACAAUAAAAUCUUUAAAAGUCCCUUGCAGGUGGUGAAGGUGUGGGCGGAGCGCGGCGCGGUGCAGGUGUACAACCCGAAGGGCCAGGACAAGCUGUUCACGUACGACGCUGCCUACGACUGCACCGCGGACACGCAGACCAUCUACGAUGAGAUGGUCCGGCCGCUGGUGGCGUCCGUGCUGGACGGCUUCAACGGGUGCGUGUUCGCUUACGGGCAGACGGGUACGGGCAAGACGCACACGAUGGAGGGUACGGCCGAGCACGAGGGCAUCAUCCCGCGCGCCUUCCGACACAUCUGGGCGCACAUCGAGAACAACGCCUCGCCGGACAUCACGCACCUCGUGUCCUGCUCCUACGUCGAGCUCUACCUCGAGGACGUCCGGGACCUGCUGGCGAAGGACUGCAAGAAGCUCACUAUUAGAGGACAGGAAAUAUUAAAACUAGUUGAAAGUUUGCAACAUUUCCAACCAGUUGCAGUGAUAAUGACCUUCAAAGAUAUUUCAGCGCUGAAAUCUGCCGCUGACAACUUCGCAAUUAUCUCGGACGAGCGAAACGACGCGUGUGGUGCUAACGAAAGCGAGUUGAACGGGUUCUACAUCCCGGAGAUGACGUCGGUGGUGUGCAAGUCCGCGGCGGAGAUGGUCCGCGUGAUGCGCGCCGGCAACCGCAACCGCGCCGCCGGCCGCACCGACAUGAACGAGCACUCGUCGCGCAGCCACGCCGUGUUCCUCGUCACCGUCGAGACGGCGCACCGCACCACCAACCGCAUCCGCGUGGGCAAGCUGAACCUCGUGGACCUGGCGGGCAGCGAGCGGCAGCGCAAGACGGGCGCGGGCGGCGAGCGCCUGCGCGAGGCGGCGCGCAUCAACCAGGCGCUCUCCUCGCUCGGGAACGUCAUCUCCGCGCUGGCGGAGAACAGCCCCCACGUGCCCUACAGAGACUCAAAGCUGACACGAAUACUCCAAGACUCGCUGGGUGGAAACAGCAAGACGAUCAUGAUCGCGAACAUCGGUCCCGCCUCCUACAACUACGACGAAACCAUCACGACGCUGCGGUACGCGCAUCGGGCCAAGGCGAUCAAGAACAAGCCGGUGCGUAACGAAGACCCGAAGGACGCCAAGCUCAGAGAGUAUCAAGCAGAAAUCGAGCGCCUGCGCGCGCUCAUCGAGAGGCGUCACGCGGCCGAGCGCCGGAAGAGACCGCCGCGCGCGCGAGCCAAACAUGAGCCGGAAGAAGAGACAGCCAGUCUCGAAAGCGAGCACAUCCUGGCGGAAUCGACGAUAGAACAAGAAAAAACGAAGACUGAGGAAAUAGAGAACCAAAUCAAAGCGCUUGAAGAGCGGUUGGUGCAGGGUGGCGGCGGCAAGGACCUCAUCAACAAUCUUAAUGAGACACAGAUGAUCCUCGAGCAGCGAAACUUAGAGAUUGCGGAGCGAAAGAAACGCGAAGUGGAAAUGCAGCAGAAGAUCGACCUGGAGGAGGAGACCACCGCCAUCGUCACCAAUACCUUCGCCACGCUGCAGCAGGAGGUAGACCAUAAAACGCAACGGUUAAAGAAGUGCCUGUCGAAGUACGCGUGCCUGCGCGAGGAGAUGGUGGAGCAGCGCGAGGCGCACGACGCGGAGCGGCGCGAGCACGAGGCGCUGCAGGCGGCGCUCAUCGCCGAGCUGCGGCGGCGCCUGCUCGUGGCCGACAGCUUCGUGCCCGAGGCCGGCCGCUCCACCGUGCUGCGCCUGCGCUACAACGACGACGCCGACGCCUGGGAGCUGCCCGAGCACGCGGGCGCCGAGCCGCUGGCCGAGCGGCCCACGGCGGCGGGCGCGCGCCGGCCCACGUGCGCGCCGGCGCUGGCGGGCGAGCCGCGGCGCCGCGCCGACAACCUGCUGGACCUGCGCCCGCUGCCGCUGCCGCCCACCGCGCGCCGCUACGUGCCGCCCGCCCCCGCGCCCGCCCCCGCGCCUCCCGCCGCGCUCAAGGCGCGCCCGCCGGCCACGGAGGUGGUGUCCAAAAAGGAGCCAGUCACAGAGAAGAGGCGGCUGUCGGGCGCAGUGCGGCCGCGCGCGCCGUCCGCGCUGCAGCGGCUGGGCACGGCCGGCGUGCGGUAG
Molecule: messenger RNA, 2549 nt
Organism: Melitaea cinxia (Glanville fritillary)
Lineage: Eukaryota; Metazoa; Arthropoda; Insecta; Lepidoptera; Nymphalidae
Product: kinesin-II 95 kDa subunit-like
Exons: 13
Coding region: 279-2549 (756 amino acids)
Biological process (GO): microtubule-based movement
Molecular function (GO): microtubule binding; ATP binding; microtubule motor activity
Source: RefSeq, a predicted model, not a curated record